Messenger RNA from Zychaea mexicana, 893 nucleotides. Its product is annotated as cytochrome b-c1 complex subunit Rieske. Gene Ontology annotation, molecular function: quinol-cytochrome-c reductase activity; 2 iron, 2 sulfur cluster binding. Lineage: Eukaryota; Fungi; Mucoromycota; Mucoromycetes; Mucorales; Lichtheimiaceae. Gene Ontology annotation, biological process: mitochondrial electron transport, ubiquinol to cytochrome c. Gene Ontology annotation, cellular component: membrane. The coding region runs from base 88 to 759 and encodes 223 amino acids. The record is from RefSeq and is a predicted model, not a curated record. The transcript is spliced from 4 exons.
CAGCGGAUGUGCCAUUCGUCGGUGACGUUCGUACAGUAAACAAAAGAUCCUUCUUUCACCCUUUUAACUCCCCUCUCUUCGAUAACAAUGGCUGCAUUGUCGCGCACAUUAACUUCGGCUGUUGCCCAUUCCCUUAAGCAGCGUUCUGUCAAUGCCAUGUCGGCCGUCUCUGUAGGCGCGAACAACACCCAAGUCCGUCUUCACAACACGACCGCCGUUCCCGAUUUCUCAAAGUACAAAAAGAACAACACUAGCGGUGAAGCCAGCCGCUCGUUUGCGUACAUGAUGGUCGGUACCACGGGUUUGAUUAGUGCUGCUGGUGCUCAGGCUACUGUCAGUGACUUUUUGGCCAACAUGAGCGCUUCGGCCGAUGUGUUGGCUUUGGCCAAGGCUGAAGUGGACCUGAACGCCAUUCCCGAGGGUAAGAACGUAACGAUCAAGUGGCGUGGUAAGCCCGUCUUUAUCCGUCACCGUACUGCCGACGAAAUUGCCGAGGCCAACGGUGUCGGCAUUCAGGAAUUGCGUGAUCCCCAAACUGAUGCCGAACGUGUCAAGAAGCCUGAAUGGCUUGUCAUGUUGGGUGUCUGCACUCAUUUGGGUUGUGUGCCAAUUGGUGAAGCCGGUGACUAUGGUGGUUGGUACUGCCCAUGCCACGGUUCCCAUUACGAUAUCUCGGGCCGUAUCCGUAAGGGCCCUGCUCCUCUCAACCUCGAAAUCCCUGAAUACUCGUUCACCGAGGACAAGUUGAUUGUCGGUUAGAUGCCUUUGCCACGCAAAUAAUAAAAGCCAUAUAGAUUAUAUAUAUAAAGCAUCCGCUGCUAUCUACCUGGAAAAGCGUGUUUCUGUGUGUAAAAGUAAAUGAAGAUGGAUGUGGGUAUGACAAACGCGUAUUC